CUCGCCUUCACCUCACCACCGCCAAACCAACAAUGUCCCACCGCCCUCCCUACCACCGAAACCCCACACCCCAAUAACCCCACGAUUACUACACCUCCUCCAUCCAACAACCGAAGAUGCCCCCCCCACCAUCCGCCCUCCUCACCCUCCCCACCCUCCUCGCCCUCCUCACAACCCUCCUCCUAGCCACCACCCUCCGCCUCCUCGCCAUCCUCCCCCGCCCACGAAACCCCCCACACCGCCGCACCCCACCCCCCGCAACAAGAGUCAUCAUCGUCCUCGGCUCAGGCGGCCACACGCACGAAAUGCUUUGCCUGCUCCGCGCCCUAAACACGCAGAAAUACACGCACAGAACAUACGUCGUGAGUAGCGGGGACGCGUUUUCCGCACAGCGCGCCGUGGCGUUUGAGCGCGCUUUGGAAGAGCGGGGGGACAAGUGUACAGGGCCGGCGCAUUACACGAUCCACACGCUCCCGCGCGCGCGCCGUGUUCACCAGUCGCUGUUUACUACGCCGUUUUCUGCGCUGCGCACGCUGGGGGGUGCGUUUACCCCGCUCCUGGACGGCGAGCUGCCCGGUUUAAUCAUUACGAAUGGGCCCGCGACGGGCGUUAUUGUUGUGCUGGCUGUGCUGGUGCUUAAAUUUUUCAAUGUUAGGGGCGCGCAGUCGGGGGGGAUGUGUAGGACGGUUUAUGUGGAGAGUUUUGCGCGCGUUAGGGGGUUGAGUUUGAGUGGGAGGUUGCUGGUUAGGGUUGUGGAUCGGUUUUUGGUGCAGUGGGAGGGGUUGGAGGGGGGGGGGGGUAGGGCGGAGUUUUGGGGCGUGUUGGUGUAG
Molecule: messenger RNA, 830 nt
Organism: Dothidotthia symphoricarpi CBS 119687
Lineage: Eukaryota; Fungi; Ascomycota; Dothideomycetes; Pleosporales; Dothidotthiaceae
Product: glycosyltransferase family 1 protein
Exons: 1
Coding region: 117-830 (237 amino acids)
Biological process (GO): dolichol-linked oligosaccharide biosynthetic process
Cellular component (GO): UDP-N-acetylglucosamine transferase complex
Source: RefSeq, a predicted model, not a curated record